Molecule: messenger RNA, 2031 nt
Organism: Melitaea cinxia (Glanville fritillary)
Lineage: Eukaryota; Metazoa; Arthropoda; Insecta; Lepidoptera; Nymphalidae
Product: piggyBac transposable element-derived protein 3-like
Exons: 4
Coding region: 1-2031 (676 amino acids)
Molecular function (GO): sequence-specific DNA binding
Source: RefSeq, a predicted model, not a curated record
AUGGAUCCAGUAAAAAAAACAUUUAAAAAAGCUUUGAAGGUGUCAGAAAUCAUAGACUAUCUUCAAGAUAUUGAAGGUUGUAGUGAUGAUGAGUUGAAUGACAUUGAAGUUGCCAUAUUGCCUCCGGAUGAAGUAGAUGAAAUGACUGACAUAGAAGAAGGUCCUGAAGACGACAUGGGAGUUUCGUCAGUGUCAGAUGUAGCUGGUCAAGUGGAAUUUUCGUGUACAAUUGAUAACGACGAGGAAGAUCAUCCUACUCAAACCACAUCUCGGACAAGCAAGACAUUCACUUGGCGUAAGUGUGAACCAGUAUAUUCUGAUAUACAGCCGGAAUCUAAUACUGCUCAAAAAUGUUUAGAAAAUAUGAUAACGGAGUUGGAAGGGGAAUCAGCGGUAGAAAUAUUCGAAUUUUUUUUGUGUGACGAUAUUCUAGAAUAUAUUGUACAGGAAACCGUAACCUACGCCAAACAUUAUAAAAAUGAUUUGAACUUCAAUAUAACUGUAAAUGAGUUAAAAGUCUUUAUAGGAAUUUUGUUUUUCUCUUCGUAUCACCACUUGCCUCAAAGUAAACUAUAUUGGUGUAGAGAUGAUGAUGUACACAUCCCAUUUGUUGAGCGAGCAAUGUCUCGUAAUCGUUUUGACAAAAUUAAAUCCUUUUUACAUUUCAAUGACAACUCAAGAAUUGAUAAUACUGACAAAGCUUUCAAAAUUCGUCCAUUUAUCGAUAAAGCUAAUGAAUCAUUCCGAAAGUUUGGGAUAUUUGAAUCCAAUUUAGCUGUUGAUGAAAUGAUCGUCAAAUACUUUGGUCACCAUGGAAUCAAACAAUUUAUUAAAGGUAAACCAGUGAGGUUUGGGUACAAGUUUUGGGCACUGUGUGGAGUCAGCGGAUAUUGUUAUAACUUUUCGCUUUAUACAGGCAAGGAUGCUCAAAUCCCUGCUAGUACUGGCGACGGCUUGGGUUCAGCAGUUGUAAAAAAGUUGCUCUCUGUAUGUACAGAUCCCAGAUCACAUGCAGUCUAUUUCGAUAACUUUUUCUGCAGCAUGCAAUUGUUGAUUGAUUUGAAAUCUCAAGGGUUCAGAGCUACAGGGACAGUCAGAGACAAUAGAACUAAGAAAUGUCCUAUCAUGACCAAACAAGAGAUGAAAAAGAAAGACCGAGGUUAUUCCGAUCAUCGUUUUGAUAAAAAUAAUGAAAUAUUAUGCGUGAAAUGGCAUGACAAUAAUGUAGUAUGUCUUUUGACUAAUUUUGAUACUGUUGAACCUUUUGUAAAAACUAAUAGGUACUCAAAGAAAGAAAAGGCCAAAAUAGCCGUGAAUCAGCCAAGGCUUAUUCAUAAUUAUAAUAAAAACAUGGGAGGAGUGGAUAAACAUGAUUGGCUGAUUUCUAAAUAUCCAAUCCGCUUUAGAGGUAAAAAAUGGUAUUGGCCUCUAGUCACCCGUAUUUUAGACAUGUACCUAGUGAAUGCAUGGAUUAUUUACAACCAGGUAAAUAAAGAUGAAAACAUCCCUCUGCUAGAUUUUAGACGAAGGGUUUGUUAUUCUUGGAUUAAAAAAUUGGAAGGCAAGGCAAGUAAACCUACACCAGGUUCUUCAGAAGUUCUUUUACAACCUGUCAGGUUUGAUAAUUUUGGUCACUACAUGACGAAGAGGGACAAACAGAGGCGUUGCCAAGGACAAGGCUGGACCUUUCUAUCACCCCUUGGAGUGUGGUCGUUAGUAACGCUGCCAUUGUGGACUUUCUUGAUGACACCCACUGCAAUUCAUUUUCAAAACGCUGAUGUUGCUGGUCUCCUCGCUGCAAACCAGCGCUUACAAAUGGGACUGCUACAAGCAUCUGCUUUGCUGCUAAAAGAAGUACAAAGAACGUCAAGAACACAAGUUAGAAGAAGUGAUGCAGAUAAUGUUUUAACAAACAUCGAAGACAAUAAUUCAGGAAGUCAGUAUUUCGAAAUCAUCUGCUUUGCUGCUAAAAGAAGUACAAAGCCGGAGAAGAUACAGAAACCAGAAGAAGUGAUGCAGAUAAUGUUUUAA